AAGAAUGAGUUCACUCUCCCCCAACUCCAUCCAGCAGGCAGCCGCACACAUCCGCCGCCGCCGCGAGGGUUCCCGGCGGCCACCUCUUCUGCCGACCGGUCAGGAGAUGCCGUCACCUCUGACGGACUUCCCCGGCCACCUACUGGCCGAGAUCUUCCUCCGGCUGCCCGACCCGGGUCACCCGGCUGACCUCGCCCGCGCCUCCGCGGCCUGCGUCACCUUCCGCCGGCUAGCCACCGACGGCUCCUUCCUCCGUGCCUUCCGCGGCCUCCACGCCCCGCUCCACCUCGUGCUCCUCAACCUCGGCGGGUUCCACCCAGCCUUCCCGCCUCACCCCUCCGCGCCCACCGCCCGCGCGCUCGCCCUCGUCGCCGACUUCAAGUUCUCCUUCCUCCCCUCCCACCGCCAAUGGAUCGUGUGGGACGUCCGCGACGGCCGCGUCCUCCUCUCCCGCAAGAUCGCAGAGGACGGGCAGCCCCGAGUCUUCCCGGAGCUCGCGGUGUGCGACCCCUUGCACCGGCGGUAUGUCCUGCUUCCCCCGGUACCUGACGACCUAGCCGCUUCGGUGGAGCACCGGCUCCCCCAUCCUUUCCUCGCUCCCCUCGGCGAGGAGGAGGAGGCGGCGCCAACAGAAGAGACGGCAUUCAGGGUGAUCUGUUUGGCACUUGGCAAAACUAAGCUGGCAGCCUUCGCCUUCUCUUCAAGCACGGGACAAUGGCGAGAUGCUGCGUCCAAGGAUUUGAGUGAUUUGGGCCUUGGCAUGCGUGACUCAGACAUGAUUUCAUGGAUGAACCCUUUUUACCUCAGGCGCCAUUAUGCUUAUGGCUGCUUCUACUGGGAUUUUCUCGUGGUCAAGCGGAAUCUGUUGCUCGUGCUUGACAUCAGGAGGAUGGAGUUCUCCAUUGCAGAACUCCCACCCGGUGGAUGGUAUAGGGAAGGUGUAGCCAUCGUUGAGGCAGGGGAAGGCAGGCUUGGGAUGUUUGGUCUCCGUGGUGAAAACGAAAUUGCAUCUGAUCUCACUUAUGCCGCCAUUGUGCGAAACAGAGAAUCCCUGCCAGGUUCACCUAUAGAGAAGCCACUCCUUGAGUAUUUCACAAUGGACAUCGAGACAUUGCAGCUUCAGAGGGUUUGUGCGAAACGGUUCAAGCUCAGGCUACCCAUGUCAAGCAUAUAUGCCUACUUUUUUCAAACCGGGAUAUAUACCAACUUUCCACCAUCGUUGUUACCUCCACGGACAGUAUGAAGUGAUUCAGUGGAGUCGCCAACAGAUCAGCUUUUCUGAGUUCAGAGUGGUUGCUGUAUCGAUAGCAUGGAGUUGUCACCAGAUGUGAUCCACCUUGCUGACAGGCCAAUGCAUGUCAAUCUACAGAAUUCCACGUGCAUGUCGUCAUAUGUGAAUGUUGUUCUUGUUUUCAUGCUACUUCAAAGUACUUGUUGUAUGUUUACUGUUUGCAUUGUUAGGGGCUUGGGGGUGAGGACAGGGCAGCUCAAUCUCUUCUCAACCCAAAAGUGAUUAUGUGUGUUUGGUUGGGUUCUUGUGGUGUUGAUGUGAGCUGGAGAUUCUUGGGAUCUUGGUCUAGGCUUCUUUCAAUUUUCACCUGGAGAAGAUCACCGUGGAGCAAAACAAAAGGAGCCACAGACAAUGAAAUUAACACGUUCUAACUGUGGGAAAAGCGAGAUUUUUGUUUUCAAGUACAUUUCGAUUCGAUUAGUCUAUCAAUGUAUUCAUGUACAUUGCAGGUCAUAUCCUUCUCUUAAACACAUUUUUAGCCAAAGGCAGCAGCCCAAAACUUGGACUCUGGCACUGUCCACUUCACGCCUUGUACUCCGGCAGCGGCAAGGCAAUAUUUUAUUUCCCUUUUUAAUGAAAUGGCAAGGCAAUGUUUGACCAAAGGAUGUCAAUCGUGUUUUCAGGCCUAAGCGCAGCAAAAAAACAUCGUUGCAACCAGAGCGUAUGCAGAACAGAGGACAGGCCGGCGUGUGCAGAGCACUUCCCCUGAAUGCCCAACCAGGAGAAAUACAAAUGCGACUACUGAAAAUGAAUGGAAGACUCAGUGACAGGAGCAGGUCCCGCGAUUAGCUUGGGCCAAUCUGGUAAGCUCCUCAUACCAUACCGUGCUAUGUAGCCCCUGAUUCCUAGCAAUCAAAUCAGAUACUUAAUUUGGUGAACGAUGCUACAAACGACAGGAAAGGAACAAACUCAGUGAUCACUAUUCCAAAGUGUUACAAAUCAUAUAUAGUACUGUAUAUAGGAAGCAAAUUAAUCCAGUGUUCCACGUUAUUACAUCCA
Molecule: messenger RNA, 2290 nt
Organism: Triticum aestivum (bread wheat)
Lineage: Eukaryota; Viridiplantae; Streptophyta; Magnoliopsida; Poales; Poaceae
Exons: 3
Coding region: 5-1243 (412 amino acids)
Molecular function (GO): protein binding
Source: RefSeq, a predicted model, not a curated record